UACCCAAUGACUGGUGCUGUGACGAUAAUCGGACCUAUGGGCAUCGUGCAAAUGUUGUUCUCUUGAAACUCUUCUUGAAAGCCCUUGGCUCGUUUCUUCUCGGCACGCAAACCCCACCUGUUUCCCCCUCACGCGGCAUCAUGCUCAGCACCAAAUGUGUCUCGCGCGCGACACUGCCCACGCGCCACGCUCCACGGCUAUGUAGAAACAUCGCAGGCAGAGGCUCGCGGCCCCAGGUGCGAACCGCCGCACAUCCAUACGCACAGCGGCGACAGCAGCACUUUGUGCGGUCCCUCGCCACUGUUGGCGCGCUCUGGGCCACCGCCACGGCAUGGCAGUGGUGCAACGGCGAGUCCAUCGUAAGAGACGCCCACGCCGAAGAGCCAGAGGGGCCAGAACUACAAUUCGAGGCCCCGCGGCGGCAGGCCACGUCAAGCGACGACAAUCGGAACAUCAUCAGUUCCCAGCACCUCCAGGUAAUCAAGAGCUGGGAGAACCCCGGCGUGUAUGCGUGGGGCUCGAAUUCAGGAAAGGUGGUCGCGCCCGAUUCCGACGAAAAAUACAUCAAGACGCCCAGGCGGCUCAGCUUCUUCGACGGCAAGCUGCUGCGGGAUAUCAAGCUGGACAGGAACUUUGGGGCGGCGAUCGACGAAAAGGGCGACCUUCUGCAAUGGGGCACAGCAUUCGCUGAUAACGUCAAGGAGCCGGUGAAAACUUUGACGGGGCUCAAUCUCACAUCGCUGGCCAUCUCACGCGAUCGCAUCAUCGGCCUUGGCAACAACGGUUCAGUGUACUCGAUACCCGUGUCGCAGGCGGAGCAAAAGAAAGGACCCAAGCCGCCGUCCAAGUCGUGGAUCCCAUUCUGGGGCGGCUCCAACGACAUCUCUUACCGCGAACGCACGCCCACGAAUCUGGGGUGGAGCGAGCGCGUGACCGACAUUCGCUCCGGACUGGAGCACGCUCUCAUGCUCACCUCGUCCGGCCGCGUGUUUUCCUUUGCUUCAGGCUCACAAGACUUUCCCAGCAAGGGCCAAAUGGGCAUACCUGGGCUGUCAUGGGAGAGCCGACCGGCUGGUGCCUUUGAUAUACCACACGAGAUCACCACGCUCAAAGGAUUUCCCAUCACGAAGAUUGCAACUGGCGACUACCACAGUCUGGUAUGCGACUCAGAAGGGCGUGCGUUUACUUUUGGCGACAACACUGCCGGCCAACUAGGUUUUCCAUUCAACGCAGAAGCACAGUACGUUGACGCACCUUCUCUACUACCGACCCAAAAGCUAUACUCUGGCCAGCAGGGCAAAGUGACAAACGUCUUUGCCGGCGGCAACACGUCGUUCCUCGCCGUCGAAGCCACAAAGGGCAACAAGACCACGGCAGACACAUGGGCUUUUGGCUUUGGCCUCACCGGCCAGCUAGGCGUGGGCCGGUGGGUCCACACGCAAGCCGAGCCCGUCAAGAUGCCCACCUUCUCCGGCCUCUUUGAAUGGGACGAAGCCAAAAACCAAGCCAUGCCCAUCCGGCUCUCGACCAUUUCCGUCGGCGCCUCGCACGCCGCCGCAGUGCUCGACAACGUGGCCAGCGUGGCCGUGUCAGGCCGCACGUCCAAACUCACGCACAACGACACAAACUGGGGGCGCGACAUCCUCUUCUGGGGCAACAAUGAGUACUACCAACUCGGCUCGGGCAAGCGAAGCAAUCUCGCUACCCCAGCGUACAUCCAGCCGCUCGACCAGGCCGCGGAGCACGAGAGAGCCGCGUCUGCCGCUGCGGGCUGGACCAGCCAGCUGCGCGAAAAGGAGAUGCAUCGGUUUCAGAUUACUCCGCGGAACAAGGUCAAGUUGAAUGGGCGUACCGUCGAGUUUGAACAAAAAGUCGAGUGUGGGAGGGGCUGCACGGCGGUUUACUCGGCUGUUUGAGUCUUGUUUCUAUCCUCUCUCUCUCUCUUCUCCUCCUCUUUGUUUUUUGGGUCCCUUCUUCUUCUUCUUGUACUUCUUGUAUAUGGCCUACAUGGCCGUGCCUUUUAGGGCGUCUCGAGCUGGCUGGGUCUGCGUGUAUGUGCUUGUCGUAUCAGCGUCCUUGUAUAAGUAGAUGUAGUCGUUGGCUAUAAUCUCCACAUCAGAUACAAACCAAUGAAAAAAAGAAUCUCAAC
This is a messenger RNA of Exserohilum turcica Et28A, 2149 nucleotides long. RefSeq lists its product as uncharacterized. The coding region runs from base 141 to 1916 and encodes 591 amino acids. The record is from RefSeq and is a predicted model, not a curated record. Gene Ontology annotation, cellular component: mitochondrial inner membrane. NCBI's taxonomy places the organism in Eukaryota, Fungi, Ascomycota, Dothideomycetes, Pleosporales, Pleosporaceae. Gene Ontology annotation, biological process: mitochondrial respiratory chain complex III assembly. The transcript has a single exon.